Molecule: messenger RNA, 2283 nt
Organism: Lates calcarifer (barramundi perch)
Lineage: Eukaryota; Metazoa; Chordata; Actinopteri; Centropomidae
Product: selection and upkeep of intraepithelial T-cells protein 1
Exons: 14
Coding region: 329-1855 (508 amino acids)
Biological process (GO): peptidoglycan catabolic process
Molecular function (GO): lysozyme activity
Source: RefSeq, a predicted model, not a curated record
UAACGCAGUUUUUAGCUGGUCAGACUUUAAAAGAGACUUCCUUGAUUUUAUUGGUGAUUGAAUGACAAUUAGAAGCCAGGCCUCCUCCUAUUUCUUCCAGUGUGGAAUCUCAUAUGAUAAUACAGUAAUAUCUGUUUGGAACUGAGUCCUUAUAAAUCUGUUGUUAUUAGGAGAACUCGUGCAAUUUCAGGUCCCUGGUUUAUCCAUCUUGUUGUCUAUUGCGACAGGUAGGUCUCUACAGCCCGGCUCACCUGGACGAGUCUUUGUGGUUUCUGGUGAUGAUGCGGUCCUCCCAUGUCGCCUCGACACCUCCGUGCCCUCACGUGUCAUGGUGUUGGAGUGGUCACGGGUGGAUGGUCCGUCCCCGUUGACGGUUCAUGUCCUCCGCAAUGGAAAGGAGCUGGCGAAGGAGAAAUCAGUGGAGUACCUCGGGAGGACAGACGUAACUGAAGACGGCUCUCUGAAGCUGCGAAGUGUCACACGGUGGGACAGCGGCACCUACAGUUGCGUCAUUCUUAGAGGAUCAUCACUUGCAGACAAAGUACAAGUGUUUGUCUCUCUCACUGUUGCUGAGGUGUCUGAGGUCGACAUGACAGUGCAGAGGACUUCAUCCAAUGAGCUGUUUGUGCGCUGUGAGUCCAGCGGCUGGAGCCCAGAGCCGCUGAUUUCUCUGCUGGACGCCAGUGGAGACGUCCUCCCUGCUCAGACGGAGUCAUCAGUCGGACCAGACAACCUCCACUCUGUCAGGGCACACCUGGACUUGGCAGCAAUGAAAGGAAUUGGAACCUUGACUUGUCGUGUAGAGAUACCUGGAGGAAACGUGGUGAAGGAGAAGGAGAUUUAUUUCACUGAUCUGUUUAAUCUUCCAGAGGCAGAUCUGGGAUACUCGACUUGGGUUGUACCAGUUCUGCUCGUUGCCAUCGUUGUCAUCAUACUGGUUUGGGCCUUUGUCGUUCCCAUGCGGGUGAUCAAGAUGCUGCGCACUUCACUGCAGCCCCUGAAAGCCUUCUUCAUCAGACUGAUCCAAGGACAGGAAGAUCAUGACACUGAUGCUGCAGGGUAUCCAACAGGCCAUCCCUCACCUGAGGUUGAUACUGUGUGGCACACACCAGGUCCACCUAUGGUUGUACCUCAAGGGCCCAUUGAAGGCCCUCGUGGACCUCCCACUGCUGUUGCAUGGCGACCACUGGGUCCACCUGAUGCUAAAACUACUGGGAUGUCUCCCUCAUCAUCCCGCCAAUCCGCAUCAUUAGAAUCAGGGAGAAGAUACACAGAGUACGGAGACAUCUUCGAGGUGGACACAACGGGAGCUUCUGCUCAUACAGCGAGAGCAAACCAAGUCAAAGACAGCAAUGGUCAACUGAUGUCUGGGGUUGACGCUUCCCAAGAACUGGCAAAGAGAGACCUGAAGGAGAUGAUGAAGUACAAAGAGAAUAUUAUCACUGUGGGAAAAAUACUCCGUGUCCACCCGGCCCUGAUCGCUGCCAUCAUCUCCAGACAGUCUCAGGCUGGAACCAAGCUGGAUGCAAACGGCUUCGGGCAGUACGACUCAAGCAGCUUCGGUCUCAUGCAGAUCAAUAAGCGUUACCACGAAGUGAAAGGCAGCCCGUAUGGCACAGAGCAUAUAGGCCAGGGAAUCACUUUCCUCAUCCAACUCAUCAAGGUCAUGGAGAGGACGAAGCCGAACUGGACCAAAGAACAACGGCUGAAAGGAGCACUAGCUUGUUACAUCGCAGGUGAGGACAAAGUCAUCCCACUGGAGAAUUAUGAAGAUGUGGACAGUAAGACACCAUAUGGGGACUUUGCCAAUGACGUGGUCGCCAGAGCACAGUGGUUCGCCAGGAACAACUUCUGAAAGUCAAAUCAGUUGUUUUCUUUUUUGUUUUUUUGGGUAAACAGCUGCAUUUACACAAACACAGCUGAGAAGGUGAGAAGUCAGUUUAUGGAGCUACUCUGCAUUUUUUAAGCUAUAUUUUACAGUUAAGAAAAAAACAUACCACUAUUUAUAUUCAAGUUUAAACAGUAUGAAUUUCUAAAAACAGUUUUUCCUGCUACUUUGCCUGAUAUAACGUCGUCCUUUCACCAUUAUCCACAUGUGCAGUGCUAUGGUGAUGUAUAAUUUCCCGUGUUAUUACUAAGGCCUCUGUUUGUUCCGUUUUCCACAGCUACAUUCAGGAUAAAUAAACCAAAUUAAAUAUUAUUCAUUCAUGUAUGUAUUUAUUUUAAAGCACUAUUAAAUGACAAAUUGUGUUUAAUAUUGUAAAAAUAAAAGUCUUAAGGUGA